Molecule: messenger RNA, 2170 nt
Organism: Larimichthys crocea (large yellow croaker)
Lineage: Eukaryota; Metazoa; Chordata; Actinopteri; Sciaenidae
Product: apelin receptor A
Exons: 1
Coding region: 165-1247 (360 amino acids)
Biological process (GO): immune response; calcium-mediated signaling; positive regulation of cytosolic calcium ion concentration
Cellular component (GO): external side of plasma membrane; membrane
Molecular function (GO): C-C chemokine binding; C-C chemokine receptor activity
Source: RefSeq, a predicted model, not a curated record
GUCACUCACUCUCACACACGAUCCUGCCCACUCCUCAGUUCCCACCAGCAGCAGCAGCAGCAGCAGCAGCUCCUCCUGUGGUUCUGAGUCCUGCUGUGAUUUCACGUCACUUGGAUCUGUACAGGAACUUUUCAAGGAUUUUUGUCUUUGUGUUUCGUCGCAGCAUGGAGCUCACCACUGGGGAAUAUGACAGCUAUGAGUAUUAUGAUGACAAUGAGACUGAUUGUGACUUCUCAGAGUGGGAGCCCUCUUACUCCCUCAUCCCGGUCCUCUACAUGCUCAUCUUCAUCCUGGGCCUGUCGGGUAACGGCGUGGUCAUCUUCACCGUCUGGAGAUCCAAAUCUAAGCGUCGGGCUGCAGAUGUCUACAUAGGGAACCUUGCCCUCGCUGACCUCACCUUUGUUGUAACCCUACCUCUCUGGGCUGUGUACACAGCGCUGGGUUACCACUGGCCCUUCGGCGUGGCUCUGUGCAAGAUCAGCAGCUAUGUUGUUCUGGUCAACAUGUACGCCAGUGUGUUCUGCCUCACCUGCCUGAGCUUUGACCGCUACCUGGCCAUCGUGCACUCCCUGUCCAGCAGCAGACUGCGCUCACGGGGCACCAUGCUGGCCUCCUUGGGUGCUAUUUGGUUCCUGUCCGGCCUGCUGGCUGUGCCCACGCUGCUCUUCCGCACCACCGUGAACGACCAAAACAGCAACAGGACCACGUGUGCCAUGGACUUCAGCCUGGUGACGAGGAACCAGAGGCACGAGUUCUUCUGGAUCGCCGGGCUCAGCCUGUCCUCCUCUGCGUUGGGUUUUCUCUUACCUUUCCUGGCCAUGACAAUCUUCUACUGCUUCAUCGGCUGCACCGUCACACGCCACUUCAACAACCUCCGCAAGGAGGACCAGAAGAAGAAGCGGCUGCUGAAGAUCAUCACCACACUGGUGGUGGUGUUUGCCAUCUGCUGGACUCCCUUCCACGUCCUGAAGAGCAUGGACGCCCUGUCCUACCUGAACCUGGCUCCGACCUCCUGCGGGUUCCUGCGUUUCCUGCUGCUGGCUCACCCCUACGCUACCUGCUUGGCCUACGUCAACAGCUGCCUCAACCCGUUCUUGUACGCCUUCUUUGACCUGCGUUUUCGUUCCCAGUGCCUGUGCCUGCUCAACCUGAAGAAGGCUAUGCAUGGCCAGAUGAGCUCCAUGUCCUCCACGCUCAGUGCCCAGACUCAGAAGUCAGAGGUUCAGUCUCUGGCCACCAAGGUGUAGAAAGUAAAAAGAAAGGUGGAGCGGCGGGGCUGCGGGUCGGUCCCAGCUCCAACCACUGGAACACUUGUAAAAAAAGAAAGAGAGAGACAGACUUUACGUGUCCGUUGUUCAAAGCUGGUAAGACGAGAUGAUGAACUUUGUCACUGCUCACAGUCAUGAAAUCCAUAAGAUGUUCCACCGUGACAGAGAGGUGGAUGCUCUGCAUGUUGAAGCUGGAGCUGAGCUCCAUCAGCAAAUUCUCAGAGAAGAAGAAGAAGAAGAAAAAAAAGAAAAGUCUAUUUUUGUUUUGUCCUGCUCUGCAAAACUUUCUCAUUUCUCUGAUGUCGGGAAUUUAAAGUUGGAAAUCUGUUUACACUGGAUGAAGCAUAAAAGCUGUACAGUAUUUUCAUAUCAUAGCAAUUUUCUUUUUUGUGUGUGUGUGUUCAGAACUAUUGUUGCUGUUUUGUUUUAGAAGCACUUGUUUUAUUUCCUUCUUCAUGCGCAGGGAACGACAGAGCAGCGUCCGCUUUAAAGCCUGUUUGUGAAGGUAUAGAAGAAAGCUGCGAGAGGAGGGGUGGAGGUGGAGGUGGAGGUGGAGGGGAGCGUAAGAGGAGAAAAGGUGUUGCAGCUUAAUUAUAUAGUUUGUGCAGAGAGACGAGGUAGAGGAGGCGGGGGGGCAGACAGGCAGAUGGGCAUUUUACAAAUGUUGUUUGUUGGGGGGGGGGGCAGAACGGGGCGGGGUGGGGUAAAAGACGGGUGGAGGGGUUUCGCUGUGUAGUCACGGCACUAAAGGGGGACAAAGAAAACUCUGUAAAUAAAUGUUCCAGUUUGAUGCAUAUGUUUUAUUUUUUUGACACCACUGUAACUAACUACUGCAUUAAAGACGUGUUCUAUGAAGCCGAGUGUGUGAACGUUCCACUCCAUCAUUAAAAGUCGUAGUUUCA